This is a messenger RNA of Aspergillus ibericus CBS 121593, 569 nucleotides long. RefSeq lists its product as uncharacterized. The transcript is spliced from 3 exons. Bases 111 to 449 code for a protein of 112 amino acids. The record is from RefSeq and is a predicted model, not a curated record. Lineage: Eukaryota; Fungi; Ascomycota; Eurotiomycetes; Eurotiales; Aspergillaceae.
CGCAUAUGAAAUCCAUACAGCUCAGAAAUGCCCCCGGUCAUCGCAGGAUUCGACGGCCCUGAACUCUAUCCCCAGCUGACCGACUGCUCUAUGUCUACGUGGUUGGUGAGAUGAGUCGCAUGCAGAAGGGCCGCAUACUCUCACCACCCCUGAAAAGGCCAAGCGAAGACACCACCGACUCGGAAAAUCCCAACAAUUGCAAUCCCCCGGAUAUUGAAAAAUAUCAGCCCUACGUGGGCCAUGCGCAUCUUGAUGAUGACAAUGAUGACAGUGAUGAUUGGGAGACCCUGAGCAGUAGUGGCUCGAGUGAUAGACGCUCCGUGGCGAUACUUUGUGCAGCGUGUUAUGGCGCGUUUGCCAUAUUGUCCUUUUUUUCUGCCGCUUAUUAUUUUUGGUGUUUGAUGCCUUAUGAACCUUCCGACAGCAAUCCGUUCCCAAAGCGUCAGUGAAGUACAAAUUUACCUGCCCAGCUUUAUGGCAGAAGGUACAUAAUUCCGCGAUGCCUCGAGAUGUUAUGCCCGUGUAGCGACACCCGAAAUUCUAUACUUCCUGGGGGAAAAUAAAAGCCU